GCUUACCUCUUACUGUGCGCGCUGGGAUUGGAGGGCGGCGCGGUGGGUUAGGGUCUAUGACUCGGCUGUCUUCUGGGUUUGCGAAAUGCGCCAUUUUGUUGUUACCGGAGAAGUGGACCGCAACAGAAAGAGUAAGAAGUCCAGUCUUCACGGAAAACCAAGAUGGGGAAUGUGUUUGCAAACCUGUUCAAGGGCCUUUUUGGGAAGAAGGAGAUGAGAAUCCUCAUGGUGGGACUGGAUGCAGCUGGGAAAACGACCAUCCUCUACAAGCUCAAGCUGGGAGAGAUCGUCACCACCAUUCCCACCAUUGGUUUUAAUGUUGAAACGGUAGAAUACAAGAAUAUCAGCUUCACUGUGUGGGAUGUUGGCGGUCAAGACAAAAUUCGUCCUCUGUGGCGCCACUAUUUCCAGAACACACAAGGCCUGAUCUUCGUGGUGGAUAGCAACGACAGGGAACGUGUGAACGAGGCACGGGAGGAGCUGACCCGCAUGCUGGCGGAGGACGAGCUACGGGACGCCGUGCUUCUCGUCUUUGCAAACAAGCAGGACCUGCCUAAUGCGAUGAAUGCCGCAGAGAUCACAGACAAACUGGGCCUGCAUGCCCUGCGGCAGCGCAAUUGGUACAUUCAGGCCACAUGUGCCACCAGUGGCGAUGGCCUCUAUGAGGGUCUGGACUGGCUCUCCAACCAGCUCAAGAACCAGAAAUGAUCCGUUCCACUUCCAGAGUGUCAGGGACAUGCCCCUUCCAGCCCCUGGCCCUGUUUUCUUCUUCUGUCACCCCCCCACCACCACCUCGUUUCCUUGUUUUGGGCCUAUUGCUGGCCAAUACACAUGUCUGUGGGUGUGGGUGCUUGCGUGUGUGUGUGUCUGUGUGUCUGUGUGUUUCUCUGUCUGCUGCGAGUGGGAGCAGCCCCAGCGUGCCUUUUACACACUUCCCGCGGGAGCGAUGGUUCAGCUGUCAUUACCUCGGUGUGAGGGCGGAACCAGGAUGGAAGAUGGCGUCUCUGAAAGAGAACCUGAUCUGCACCACCGUUUUCAGUGUUUAGAUGUGCAUGUUAAAAUGGUUGAAACUGUAAGCCAGUUUAAUUUAAUAUAUAUAAAAAAAUCUAAUUUGUGACCUGUAUCAGGUUGAAAGAGAUUCAAAGACAUUUUCCAUCCUUGAUCCUCCUUCCAAUCCUUGAAAAUCCUGUUUUUUUUUUUUUUUUUCGCCCCGUGUUUUGUUGCAUAAAAAAUCCCAGAAAUCUUGCAGCUGUCUGUCUUAUGAACACUACGUUUUUAAUUUGGAGACCAGAAAGCACAAGCUGUUCAGCAUAGAGGUUUCCUCUCUUAUUAAAUACAAACUUGUCGAUUGCAAAAGCUACAUUGGGGAAAAAACAAUGUGAACCCUCCCCGAAUAGUGUCAGGGUUGGCAAAAGUGGUGGACCUUGUGCAGUUAUGUGUAAAGGCUAUAUGCAGUGUGUAAUAUGGGGUACCACUCCUGAGUGCUACGAAGCAUUAGUGGUUAGUUACUGAAGGGCAGGCUUGACAAUCGCAUACCCACAUUCGACUGGGUUACCUGAUUGUACCGUCUCUUUCCAGACCAGGCUGGAGGUGGUGUCUAUGGGGAAUGCAACUGACAGCAGCUCCUUCACCUGAUUCUGUCUUAGGUUGUAGUGAAGUUAUUUGAAUUUAUACAGUUCGAACUACAAAGGAAGUUCUUGCUAUGGGUUUGAACUUCACUAAACUUAGUACACAGUUAAUAUAAGUCCAUUGAGUAAGAAACUUGCAUCCAAAGCUACUUAGCAGUUACCUGCCUGCUUCUCAAGGUUUUAAGGGGAGUGUAAGCCUUGUUUGAAAGCUUUUGACUUGUAGGAUCUGUAUACUCUGGUGGAAUGUCUUGAAUUCAUAUAGUACCUAAUUGUUCUUUUUUAGUAAUUAUACAAAUGAGAGCUGAAUUAGUGUUUUGGGACACGGAGGCCUUUUCAGAGAGCUGCUCCUACUCUGUGUGUAUUAUUAUUAUUAUUUUCCUGAAUUUUUUUUUGUACAGAGUGCCUGCCUCUGGUUGGCAUGUCUGGAGAGCCAGGUGUACAUUGGUAUAUUUGGAGGUGGGGGUAACUGGGAUUGGUUGGUUUUUGGAUAGUUUUCAGCGGUGCUGGGUCUGAACUGCAGAAACAUGCAGCAUGUUAAAGGGACAGUUGAGGCUGGAGGUCUGGGGCUUAAGUGAUCAAUAUAUUUUUUAAUGAUUUCAUUAUUGUGAUAGGGUGUUUAUUUGACUUUAUUACAGUUUUGCUAUGUACCUGCCGUACGACCAAUCACAAUUUAGGAUUGACGUUUCUCUCCAAUCCCACAUUGGUUCCCAUAAGAAAUUCUCCAUUAAAGGCAUAAUUGUCACACAGCUACGGGACACGUCCUCAUGAUAUGUGACCAGCUGGACAGUCUGUUACUCAUGCAGGAAUCCAAGCUGGACUAGGAAAAAUUUGCUGCCCGUUGCUUGAUCUCAAUGGAGCUUGUAUAGGUGGCUGUGUUCUGUGCCCCUGCAUUAUCCAGACAGCCAUUUCACAUUUGUCUGGGUUUUGGCAAAGGCAGAAACUCAAGAACUGCAGGUUGACAAAUGGUUAUCUGUGUUAACUUCUGUGUUCCUAAACAGCUGAGUUGACAGGAACUAUUAUGUUAUCCUGAAACUUACUAUAUUUUUGACUUGGCCACAGUGCAUGUUCUGCAUACUCUAUCUGUGUGUGGCUGAGAUAUCUUCAGUUAAUACCUUCUUGAGGUAGGGUGGUCUUUGUCUACAGCUGAGCAACUGCAGAAACUUAAGUAAAAUGCACCCAGCUUUCUAAACAUGCAGGUGUAAGUCAAAGAUCCUCAUCUUGACAUUUUAUUUUGUCUACCAUAAAAGCCAUACAGCACAUAAAUCUGGAUUACAAGUAUUAGUGAGAGAAUCACAAAUACCUUAUUGCAUACAUCUUAGGUAGGUCCAUUACGGUUCAGAUGUGAAGCUUUAAGUUUGAGAAAUUUAUAAAUGUUUGUGUGAGUGUGUGUGUGUGAUUUUUAUUUUUUUUUAUUCCUUUUCCCCAAAUGAGUUAAUUUUCCUUUUGUUUUAACUUUUUUUUUAAUCCAUCUUGUAACAUCUGAAAAAAAAUGCACUAUAAUAAAGAUCUCUAUUUCA
Brienomyrus brachyistius is the source of this 3145-nucleotide messenger RNA. Its product is annotated as ADP-ribosylation factor 1-like. Gene Ontology annotation, cellular component: cytoplasm; plasma membrane. The record is from RefSeq and is a predicted model, not a curated record. Gene Ontology annotation, molecular function: GTPase activity; GTP binding. The transcript has 5 exons. Gene Ontology annotation, biological process: vesicle-mediated transport; intracellular protein transport. Lineage: Eukaryota; Metazoa; Chordata; Actinopteri; Osteoglossiformes; Mormyridae. The coding region runs from base 163 to 708 and encodes 181 amino acids.